GAAAUAAUAAAUCAAGGAACCAUUAAAUCGUUUCUGUUAUUUCCAUCAUGACAAAUGUCUUUAAAAUAAUGUAUUUCCGUUUGUUUAUUUUAAUUUUAUUUAUCAAAGCUUAUCAAUGUGAUAUCGAAUUUGAUAAGGAUAAAGAAAAAGAUUACAAUGAAAUAAAAUUCAAAAUACCCAAGAUUGUUUGGAAACAGGCUUUCGAGCCCACACCAAUUCUUAGAAGUCCUAUAACUAUAGUGUUACCGAUACACGUUCAACAAGAUGAUAAUAAUGAAAUUGCUGAUGAAACAGACGAUAUUGAUACUGAAAAUGUAGCUGUGGACUCAACCCUUGUUGAAGAUUCACCAGCUGAUCAAAAUAACCCAGAACCUGUUGAAGACACUCCUGUAUCAAUAAGCUCUCUAAGCCCAGUGAGUACUGUCACACAAGCAACUGAUGUUGAACCUGAACAAGAGGUAGUUGGGCAAGUGAUUCGAUUUCCAUGCUCAUGUAUUUCUGGACAAUGCGGUUGUUGUACUGGAGCUAUACUUGAAAGAUUCAAAAUGAAGACCUGUGGUAAUAUUUCAUUUGUACCUGAAGAUUUUGUUUUCGACGUAAGGCUGAGUGUUAAUAAUAAUACAGUGGUUCGACGCCGUGUAUCAGCUAGUGAUCCUCCACCUAUUUGUUUUAAUCCAAGAAGAGCACCUUUCGUCCGUGUUUGUGCAGAAAUUUCAAAUAUUCGCAUUAGAAACAGGAAUGCGUUCGCUUGCCUUGAAAUAAAUGCUGAUAUUGGCGGGUUUACAAUUUAUUCAGCCUCAUUUCGAUGCUUUAGCCUUGGGUCUAAAGGUCUACAAACAGGUCUAAAACCUAAGCCUGUUUCAUCAGGUCCUACUCCGGUUAGCUUAUUUGGAAACAGUAACAACGAAGAUGAAGGAGGUUUUCUAGAAAACGCAGCAGGAGCUGUUUUUGGUGGUGAUGAAGGUGGUCUUUUUGGUGGUUCAGAUGGAUUAUUUGGUGGUGGGAACGAUGAAGGACCAUUAGAUGCUAUCGGAGAUGCCAUAGGUGAUUUUUUCGAUGGACGAAAAAUAGAUUAGUUUAUAGUUAGGUUUUUAAUGUGUAUCAAUAUCAUGUUAAAGUUAAUUUCAUAAUAAGUUUUAAAUUUAAAUGGAAUUUUAAUUUAAUAGUAAGAUCCUUCCUAAAAUAUACCAUCCUGUUAAAUAUAUCCUGUUGAAUUGAUUAAACUAGUUAAU
Bombyx mandarina (wild silkworm) is the source of this 1232-nucleotide messenger RNA. RefSeq lists its product as uncharacterized. NCBI's taxonomy places the organism in Eukaryota, Metazoa, Arthropoda, Insecta, Lepidoptera, Bombycidae. The record is from RefSeq and is a predicted model, not a curated record.